Molecule: messenger RNA, 363 nt
Organism: Staurois parvus
Lineage: Eukaryota; Metazoa; Chordata; Amphibia; Anura; Ranidae
Source: the annotation of a GenBank genome assembly
AUGGGGCCCCCGGGCAAUAGGGGAUCAUGGGGCCCCUGUGUCCUCGCCCAAACUCAAAAAAGUCUAUGAAAAAGGUACCAGGGGCAUCUCAUGGGGCCCCCUACUGACCCCGGGCCCUCGGUCAGUGCUCGAGUUUCCACAUGUCGCCAUCCUGGGAGCGUGCACAGAGGUCUCGGCCAGGGGUGGACUGACAACUCAUGGGGCCCCUGGGCAAUAGGGGAUCAUGGGGCCCCUGUGUCCUCGCCCACACUCAAAUCACACCCAAACAAGCCUAUGAAAGGUACCAGGGACAUCUCAUGGGGCCCCCUACUGACCCCGGGCCCUCGGGCAGUGCCAGAGUUCCCCAAUGGUCAGUCCGCCCCU